This is a messenger RNA of Episyrphus balteatus (marmalade hoverfly), 381 nucleotides long. RefSeq lists its product as uncharacterized. Bases 1 to 381 code for a protein of 126 amino acids. The transcript has a single exon. Lineage: Eukaryota; Metazoa; Arthropoda; Insecta; Diptera; Syrphidae. The record is from RefSeq and is a predicted model, not a curated record.
AUGUCGAAGAUUCUUGUUGUUUUGCAAAUGUUUGUAAUUUUAAUUGCUCUAGCAGUAGCCUAUCCAGUUGGUGAAGUGAAUUCUUCAACUGGUCAACGUGAAGGCAAGCAAUUUGGAUUUGGAUCUGGUGGUUAUCCGCAAGGAGGAUUUGGUGGGCCAGGAGGUUUUGGAGGACCUGGCGGUGCUUAUGGUCAAGGCGGUUAUGGUGGUGGUCAUCAUGGAGGUGGUCAUCAUCAUGGUGGUGUUGGCGGUUAUGGUCCAGGUUUUGGAGGUAUUGGGCCUGGUUAUGGAGGUGUUGUUCCUGGUUAUGGAGGUAUUCCCGGUUACGGAGGUGGAUACGGUGGUGGUUUUCAACAACCUUAUAACAGACAUAGAGGAUAA